GAGUCAUGACGUAUAUCAAUGCCAAGGGAAUAUGGCGGAGGUGUGUGGUUAAAGCGGUGUCUUCUGUUAAUUUUGUUUCAAGUGGACAACACUUGUGGUGUUCUGGAUUUUGAUUAUAUUAUAGACUUAUAAUUUGCUGAAACAAUGAGUUUCUUUACCAAAGUAUUUGGUGGCAAAAAGGAUUCGGCCCCUUUGUCAACAGCCGAUGCAAUACAAAAGUUACGCGAAACCGAGGAUAUGUUGAUAAAGAAACAGGAUUUUCUUGAAAGUAAAAUAGAUCAGGAGAUUCAAACAGCUAAGAAAAAUGGAACGAAAAAUAAGAGAGCUGCAAUUCAAGCUCUUAAAAGAAAAAAACGAUAUGAGAAACAAUUGCAACAAAUUGAUGGCACACUGUCUACAAUUGAAAUGCAAAGGGAAGCACUGGAAAGUGCAAACACUAAUACUGCUGUACUUACUACAAUGAAGAAUGCAGCAGAUGCAUUGAAAUCUGUUCAUCAGCACAUGGAUGUUGACCAAGUGCACGAUAUGAUGGAUGACAUAGCUGAGCAACAAGAUGUAGCAAAAGAAAUUUCUGAUGCAAUAUCUAAUCCUGUAGCAUUUGGACAAGAUAUAGAUGAAGACGAAUUGGAGAAAGAAUUAGAAGAGCUUGAACAAGAAGAACUUGACAAAGAAUUACUCGGUAUUGAACCAACUGAUGAACUUCCCAAUGUUCCAGCUACAACUAUUCCUUCUGCACCAGCUAGAACUCGCACAAAAGCUAAACCUGAUGAGGAUGAAGACUUGAAAGAAUUAGAGGCAUGGGCAUCGUAAGGUGAUAUUAAAAUAUUGAUAAAAACAAAUUUUGUAAGAAAUUAAUAGUUAAAAAAUAAGUAUAUAUUGCUGAAAAAUCAACCAUGUACAUGAAUGUACUUUUUAAAUUUUG
Messenger RNA from Osmia bicornis bicornis, 922 nucleotides. RefSeq names its product charged multivesicular body protein 4b (gene shrb). Gene Ontology annotation, biological process: late endosome to vacuole transport via multivesicular body sorting pathway; vesicle budding from membrane. Lineage: Eukaryota; Metazoa; Arthropoda; Insecta; Hymenoptera; Megachilidae. The record is from RefSeq and is a predicted model, not a curated record. The transcript is spliced from 4 exons. The coding region runs from base 145 to 810 and encodes 221 amino acids. Gene Ontology annotation, cellular component: multivesicular body; ESCRT III complex; cytoplasmic side of plasma membrane.